AAAAUUUACUACUGCACUAAAUAAUACUUAUUAUUAAUAGCUGGUACUUUGUGAAGAACAGUUGAAGUGAAUUAUGGCAGUCAGGCCUAAGUUGCUGACUUUGGACUGUACCAACACCCUCUUUAAACUAAAGAGAAGCCCUGGUACCAUCUACGCUGCUGUCGCUGACUCCCACGGCAUCCAAGUUGACUCUGCUAAACUGGACUGUACCUUCCUGAAGAACUACAAGGAGCAGAGUCAGAGCUACUGUAACUUUGGCUGUAUGAGUGGCAUGUCCACCAAGGUGUGGUGGACUGAACUUGUCAAAAAGACACUCUUGGAUGCCGGAGUCCCCAAAUCCCCGGCCCUAGACGCUGUGGCCAAGCAGCUAUUUGACGAGUUCAGUGGAGGUAAGCAUUGGGAAGUCUAUCCUCAGACCAAGGAAGCCCUGGAAGCCAUUCGUGACAAGGGUGUGAAGCUGGGUGUAAUCUCAAACUUUGACGAACGACUACAGGAGGUUUUGGCAGAACUGGACCUGUGUCGCCUCUUUGACUUUGUCUUGACAUCAGUGGAUGCUCAGGUAGCAAAACCAAACUGUCGGAUUUUUCAGUUAGCCUUACAGUUGGCCGGUACAGCGCCAUCUGAAACAGUCCACCUCGGUGACAACCUGGAGCUGGACGUCAGACCAGCACUGUGCAUGGGCAUGCACGCCAUCUGGAUCAACCGCGAUAGUGUAGAAGUUCCACCAGAACUGCUGGAAUAUGAGGACUUUCACAUGGUGUCCAACAUAGAGGAAGUGGUUAAAUGCAUUAAGAAAAGGCGGGAAAAGCAGAAGCUGAGUGGUUAAAAACAAUAACUCAAAAUUCACUAUUGUUCAUGAAUAUACUCCCAUGUUUAUGAAAUGAUAGUGUUGGAUCCCAAACACAAUGUACACGUAAAAAUCAGGUGAAUCAACAGGUCCAAUCAACCCUUUUUAAAUGCACCCCAAACAGCUAAAUGUGUUAAAAUCCUUUCAUUCUGGCAGUAAAUAUUGGUUACAAAGUGCAAGACAAAAGAGACAGCUUAUAAUCUUGCAUGUACGUGUUUAUGAACACAGGGUAGUAGUAAACAGUUAAGAUGAUAAUAGUUAAUUAAGCCUUUACUGAUAUUCCAGGGGGAUGUAGGGAAAGUGUGAAAUGGAGCAAAUACACUGUGUUGUAUUUUAAGGGGUAUAAUUUAGCGCCUGCUUCUUUAUUCUAGUCCUUCAUCAGAACGUAAAUUUACUGCUCACACCUUUACUUACUACUUCCUUUUCAUUGUAUUUUGUGCUAUUUGCAAUCUACUUUGCUUUUUGCUUCAUAUUUAUGUUCCAUUUUGCACUUCCUGUACACCAGUGUCAAGGUGCCAUUAUUUACCUCUAAUGCCGUCAUGUGUACCCUUUGUGAAAUGAGACUCACAUGUGAGGCAUGCACAUGUAUACUUGUACAACUGAAGUGAGCAAUGGAAAUUUGAUCAAGGAGUUACUAGUAAGUACAUGUGUGGGAUCUGAGUGACAAACUUAAAGUAUUAACCUUUGGGGGAAAAUGACAGUAAGGUGUUUGAUAGACCAGUCUUCUGGCAUCAUGUAGGUUAUGGUAUGUGUAAGAAUAUGGUGCUUAGUAUGUAGGUCUACAAUGAAAUAUCUACAUUGUAGUGUAUAGGGUAAAAGUGCAAGAGCUGCCAAGAAAUGCAAGACUGUCACGUAACAAGUAUUAGACUAAUGUGGGCACUCCAGGAUGUGUUAUUAGCUACCUUACUAAAUAUGGUUGAAGGUGAAAGUGCUGAAAUUGAUAAAAAUGAUGUUUUGUGUAUGAGCCUGGAUAGAGCACAGAAAGAGCAGGAAGAGUGUUAAGUUUGGUAUCGGGAGUCAAUAUCAUAUAUGUUUCAGUUGUGUAUGCAUUAUCAUACCAUGUUAUGACUACUUACAUGUACUACAUUUUGACGGCCAGUUACAUUUUAUAACCUACAUAAUAUCAGCCGUAUAUUUGUAUGUUGGACCACUGCUGCUGUUCAUGUCUGUGCCAAUCAUGUCAAGAAAGAUGACAAACCAUACUUUCCAAGGUUGGUCUUCUAAAUAAUGACAGCACCAUUCACACUAUAGUAUACAGCCUGGCAGUUUUAAUAAGCAACCACUGUCCAGAAUCUCAAGUACUGGCACUUAAUUUGUAACAUCGUUAUGUUUCCUUGAGGAAACAGAUAUUAGUAAUUCAGGAAGCUACAUGUAUUAACUGUUACAGUGCUGGGAUGAUGAUAUAUGCACAGUCUAUAGAUAUCAUUUCAAUCCUAGCUUAUUGCCUUUAUGCGUUGUAGCAUUAUAAGUGGAGACUGUUCUGCUUUCACUUAUACAACAACAACAUGUAUAUGUGAAAUUAUCAUAUCAAGAUGUUGAUUGAAAUAAAGGUUGAGGUUUGAAA
Branchiostoma belcheri (Belcher's lancelet) is the source of this 2411-nucleotide messenger RNA. RefSeq names its product haloacid dehalogenase-like hydrolase domain-containing protein 3. The transcript has a single exon. NCBI's taxonomy places the organism in Eukaryota, Metazoa, Chordata, Leptocardii, Amphioxiformes, Branchiostomatidae. Bases 74 to 826 code for a protein of 250 amino acids. The record is from RefSeq and is a predicted model, not a curated record.